Messenger RNA from Camellia sinensis, 321 nucleotides. NCBI's taxonomy places the organism in Eukaryota, Viridiplantae, Streptophyta, Magnoliopsida, Ericales, Theaceae. The record is from RefSeq and is a predicted model, not a curated record.
GUCGUCGGCGUUGGCAGUACCGAUCCUGUGCGGACGAGGCGACAAGAGGACGAAGAAAGGGAAGAGAUUCAAAGGAUCGUAUGGCAACUCGAGGCCGAAGAAGGAGAAGAAGAUCGAGCGCAUCAAGGACAAGGUCGAGGUCCCCAGGUCCACCCCUUGGCCUCUCCCUUUCAAACUCAUUUGAAUUCUAUUAUAUUUUUUUUGAAUACUAGUUCUGUAAACCCUAGAAUUCCUAUUUAUGGUUGAUGAUCAGAACAAGUACAUUUCUAUGAAUCUUUAUUGAACACUCUGUUUCUACUUCAAAAUUUUUACUUGAUUUUA